Molecule: messenger RNA, 294 nt
Organism: Fulvia fulva
Lineage: Eukaryota; Fungi; Ascomycota; Dothideomycetes; Mycosphaerellales; Mycosphaerellaceae
Exons: 1
Coding region: 1-294 (97 amino acids)
Source: RefSeq, a predicted model, not a curated record
AUGUCCGCCUCAUCAGUCUACUCCACCUCUUCGAGCACAACCUCAUCCUCAACAUACUCCACCUCACACCCACUUCUCGACAACCAAAGAAAGUCAUCACUUAGCAAAGUCAUCGAUAAAGCGCGAGGGAAACUGUCCGGAAGCGAAAAGCUACCCAACGAUGAGAGCGACUUCGAGAGGGCCAAGGCCAAGGAGCUCGAGAAGCAGAGGCGGAAGGAAGAGUAUGAGAGGCUUGGUCUUGGUGAGAGGACGAAGUUCGGGCAGCCGGGUGCUGGGAGUUUCAAAGCCCUGUAA